Molecule: messenger RNA, 3706 nt
Organism: Drosophila santomea
Lineage: Eukaryota; Metazoa; Arthropoda; Insecta; Diptera; Drosophilidae
Exons: 2
Coding region: 83-3433 (1116 amino acids)
Source: RefSeq, a predicted model, not a curated record
UUUGAAAAUCUAGUCACUGGCUGUUCAUUUUGUACACUGAAAUCCCUGGUAUAGCAUUGAAUUCAAAUUCGAUCGGGUCGCGAUGUAUGUGCCCCUGCUCCACAGGAGCACCCAGAUGGUGCUGCUGAAGAGGCAGAUACGGCGGAAGGCCAAGGAGUUGCGAAUGCGAAAGCGUCACGCCCACCGCCGCCUGCAGCUGAUGCGGAGGAUCCGUGACCACCUGCUCCGCAGGAUGCGGAACUCCAUAGACGACCGGCAACGGGAUGCGGAGCAGAAGAGGAGGGAGCAGGCACGGAGGGCAGUGGGCGGUAUGCUUUCCAUGUACAAGCACUGGCUGCGCAACUGGUCCACAGCUUUGAGGCUACAAAGUCGGCUGAUUCGACAGCAGGAGCAGGUGAAGGUGGGACUACGACGCCGACUUCGACACUUGCAGAAGCAGCUGAAGAAGGUGCGACAUCCACAGAACGUGGUGGACAAGUGCUUCAAUCGACUGUUCAAGGCGGUCAGGAAGUGGCAAAAGCGGUCGGACUACUACGAGCUCAUCAAGGAUCAGGACAAAGUCUGGGAGGCGGAGGCUGAGGAGGUACGCAACUACUUAUCGGAUGUUCGGGGCAGGCGACCCAGAAAGCUGAACCGUCGUAGGGCUAAAGAGAAUAGCGAAAUCGAGGACUUUGCUAACUUCUGGAACACAGAAGUGGUGCAGAAGAACGCUAUGAUCAAGAAACAAAUGGCCAUGGUAGGAAGAAAAGCAUACUUGGAUAUACACACAACACUCGAAAAAACUAGGAAACCGAAGAAGAAAAGGGGGAAAAUCAAGCCUAAGAAAAUAUAUUAUAGCCUAGACGAUCUUGUAGUUCGAAAGAAAGUUAGGAAAAUUAGAAAGGCUAUUCGUAAGUCAAGGAAGGCAGAUCCAUUAAGGCCAUCUUUCGAUAAACUGAAAAUGUUGGUAAAAGAACUAAUAGGAUUCGACUGGAAAAAUAAGAUUAUGAAAAGCCCGAAAAUGAACAGAAAAGCCAUUAAAAAUGAACGGAAUGUUGGGUUUGGCAAAAUGCCAAGCUUUUCCGAUCUUCCAACCCUAAAGCCACAAAUACGAAUAAAAACACUUUCGAAGAGGGGCCGCAAAAUAGUUCCCAGAAAUGUAGACAUGCCUCUGGAGCAGCUCACAGUUCCCGAUUCGAAAAUCCGUAAACGAAAAUCUGGAAAGCGUAGACGAGGUAAAACGCACUACGUGGAUAGGAUUAUUAAAGACGAGUUGAAUGCACUCUUGGUGGCAAAGUCAAAGAGAAAGGGCGCACAUCCUGGAAAAGCUAGUGUAUCUAAAGCUUUCCUUAGGCAAAUGGAAAGCAAGGAAUUAGAAAGGCAGGAAAAUAUAGUCUCACUAUUGUACGACGAUAUUCCACCGUUUAUGAGGCAACAAAUUGAGAGGAAAAAUAGGAACAAACUGCGUGCCAAGGCAUUGCCAGCUAGUUCGAGUAGCUCGGUAGCGUCCAAAGAGGUCUUCAUUGUAUCCGAAAAAGUUGGCACUAAAACGACGAAGCCCAAGAAGGAAACUAAGCCUCCUACUUCAAGCAGUGGUUCAGAAGUCAAGAAUCGACAUGAAUUACCUCCCGCGUACAGCGUUUCUCAAUUGUUUUCCAAAAGGGAAAGCCUUGUGUCCCUCGAUGACUCACUGAAUAGGUUCGCAAUGGCCAAUCGAAGCCGCAAAUCUACCCGUAAAUCUAUUCGCGGGCCACUCCUGAUACCCAAAAUAAAGCGUGUUGCUCCUCCAAAGGGACAGGACGAAAGUCACUACCAGUCCUUGAAGAAGGAUAUCAUGUACAUCCAUACCAGCGACGAGGAUCAAUGGCCGAAGAGGAUGUCCACUAGGCACUCCAAUCGCUUAACAGUCAGCGACACAGUACUGCACAGCCACACUUCUCAUUUCCGAACUCCCAAAUCGCCCUCCAAAAGCAAGUUUAAUUAUGAUGUCCUGCAAAAUGAUCUUGACAAGAUCCUUGAGCCUGUGCGAGUUGGCGACGAGAGAAUAGAAAAAGCACCGGAGCACCAGGAGUUUCACUACGCCAAGGAGCCCGAUAUUGAAAGGUAUCAUUUGAAGGAUCUGCACUCGGAUGCAAAAUACAGACAAUUGCAGUCCCUUCUCAAGGACGUUAUAGAGAAAAACCAAAUUAUUGAGUAUAUCGCCGAUGUCAAUGGACUCAUGCAGGAAGUAGCCAACCGCCAUGACAUGUGGUCCAAUCUUCAGAGCAUCUACGACGACCUCACAUCAUCGGGCAUUUCGCUGGAGGAAGUGAAGCAAAUGCUCACCUUGAAGUACUUGGAGUACCUCAACGAUAUAGUGACCCAGAAGAGCUAUACACGGCUGGAGCCGCCACGGGACAAUUUGCUUAAUGUUGUGGAAGCCGAAUUUCUGAAAGAGAAACAGAGGAGCCAGGUGGAAAGGUUGAUGGAGCGCAACUGGUGGAAUAGGAAACGGAACAGCACACGGCUCAUACCCUUCGGCAUGCGGGGAAUCAAAGGGAGCAGAAGUGAGACACCUGGCAGCCGGCGGCAGUCGCAGGACAUGAGGAUGGACAGCGCCCUGUGCAAGAAGCUCAUCGAGCAGGAGCUCAGGGCGGAGCGAUUGCAGCGCGAGGAGCGCAGGAGGAGGACUACAACCAGCUCCCGGGGAUCGACUUUUAGCAUUAUCACCAGCCUGGAUGUGCCGCCCAGCGAUGAGCAGGAUUUGCGGGACAUCGAGUGGCGCUACUCCGUGCACAACAUCAAGAGCAUGAUGAACCAGCACCAUCAGAUGUUCCAGGCUCUGGGGCGCAAAACGCGAACGGAGCAGAUGAUCUACAAGAAGAUGGAGGGAAAGAUGGACGAGCUGUAUUCCUCCACACAGUUUCGCCGUCCUAAACCGGAAAACACCACCUUUACGGUGAGGAAGAAGCGUAGAAAUCUUAGGCCCAUCGAGCAGCUCUACUACUCACCCCGGAAGACUUGUCGCCUGCAGAAGAUCUCCAGUUCCUCAGACUGUUUGUCAUGCGAAUGCCAAGGCGAGGAGAUCGGUGAUUCGAUGGUCCUGGACAAGUGUCCCCGGUGUGGAGUGAAGGUGCCUGUGCCCGCACCCACUGCUCCGUUCUCCAAGUCGUCCUCAUCCAGCUGCGAGAUCCUGUCCAGCGGAUCCAUAGAGGCCUGUGCCAAAAACAGUCUGCUAAUCAACACCCUCGAGGACCUGUGCACACGCUGUGGUUAUGUCCAUGAAAAGGGACAUCUCUGCUCGCAGUUACCCUUGAAUAUGCGGAAAACCCAGCUCCUAAAGCGGAUUAAGAACACCGAACGUACUGCCGCCGAGUGUCCGACGUACUGCUGCCCACGCGGGAUCCUUAGGAAGCCCAGAAGUUUUGAUCCAUGGCAGGAGGACGAGGAGUGCAAGGAGCGGACAGCGGGCUGAGCACUUUGAAGCCACCAAAGUGGCAACAAAACUCCGGAUAUGUAAGGAUAUGUAAGGAUAUGAGCACCAAAUCAGCCGGCUGAGGCGAAUGAAACAUUUGGUUUAAGUGCUAAAUAAAUUCAAGUAAUGAGUUUGCCUCUGUCUGUGGGUGUGCCUGUGCUGUUAAAUGCUUUGCCAAGUUUCAUAAAAUAUGCAAGGACUUUUGCACACACACACACACACACGCCAACAAACACGGCCAGGCUCAUGUGAUGCACUCACGUAGAGGGAAAA